Aspergillus puulaauensis is the source of this 1446-nucleotide messenger RNA. Its product is annotated as Zn(II)2Cys6 transcription factor. Gene Ontology annotation, biological process: regulation of DNA-templated transcription; aflatoxin biosynthetic process. The transcript has a single exon. Bases 1 to 1446 code for a protein of 481 amino acids. Lineage: Eukaryota; Fungi; Ascomycota; Eurotiomycetes; Eurotiales; Aspergillaceae. Gene Ontology annotation, cellular component: nucleus. Gene Ontology annotation, molecular function: DNA binding; zinc ion binding; DNA-binding transcription factor activity, RNA polymerase II-specific. The record is from RefSeq and is a predicted model, not a curated record.
AUGGAGUCCACAGCCGUAUCCCAGCAACAUGUGCCCUCGCGUUCUACAGGUGCCGGUGGAGCGCAAGGUACACGGAAGCUACGCGAGAGCUGCAUUUCCUGCUCCAAGUCCAAGGUGAAAUGCGACAAGGAGAAGCCCACAUGUGGCCGAUGCGUCCGACGUGGCCUCCCUUGCGAGUAUAUGGUGUCCCGACGCACUGGCCGCACUCGAGUCAUUGGCGUUGAGAGGCCACCGACGACAAUGGCAGCGACAACGACAAUGACAACGACGGCGACGACGGCGACGACAGGGACAAUGACGGUUGACUGCUCCCUUGGUACGAGCACACCGAACCAUACCAGACCACCUCAUCGAGCAGACAUCGGGGGCACUCCAGCGCCUCCCCAACAAGCCCUACCAGCUGUCACCGCACAUUCACCAGCUAUCACAACCAGACCUUCACCCAAGCCAACACAUCUGCAGUCCCCGCCGAGCGACUCUGAAUUGUGGAACGCAAUUCUCUCGCCGAAUGCAUCCAGCUCCACCGAUCUCUCGUCCCUCCUCUCCGUGAACACCGAUAUCGGGCAACUGUUUGCCUCCCUAUCUCCUUCGCAGCUCGAUGGCCCCGAUAACAUGGAUACCGACCUGCAUGCGCAUGGGUUGGGCGAACUAUCGGUCGCCGAUCCAUCCUCCUCUCUCAUGCACGAAUUGGAGGGCCCGGAACGCCUCCCGCUGCCCGACUCGGCGGCAAAGGCUCAUCCUUGUUGUUUGGCACUCUGCUUGGACAUUCUCAUGCGACUGUUUCCGAAUGCGCAGGCCAGCUGCGAGAGGCCUGGUAGUCAGGACGGGCCCGGGAAGUUUUGCACGAUUGAGUCAGUCAUCGAGGACAACAAGCAGAUCCUGGGCACGGUCCAGACGGUGCUAGAAUGCCGCUGUGCGGAGGACGAGUAUGUUGCCACCCUGGUCUCGCUUAUUGUCUUCAAAGUCAUGGGCUGGUAUGUUGCGGUGGCUCGAGAUCGGUCAUCGGACCCCAUACGGGAUGACGAUUUCAGCUGGGUGAGUGGAGGGAGCAGUGGUUCGGAUACUCGUCGGCAUUCAGUGGCGUCGUUCGAGGAGCAAGUGCUGCAUCUACCCACUAUUGUCGGUAGCUACUGCGUCGAUGGCCAUCACCAAAGCCGGAUGGCAGCCCAGUUGGUGUUGAGUGAGCUAUACCGCGUACAACGUCUGGUCACCCUGGUGGGACGUCGACUAGAGGCCAUCCGACACCGUUCCCUCAGCGCCGAUUCUACCAGCACCUCCAGUUCCGCCUCAAGCAGUGUGCCAGACUCAGGGGGCGGACUGUCGGGGCUGGCCAGAAUCCCAGCGGCGCCCUUGUCAUCCACCACGUUGUCUCACCUAGAGGACGACUUGCGCAAGCGACUGCGCGCUGUCUCGUCGGAGACUAUCAGCAUCCUUCGACAGGCCUGA